Molecule: messenger RNA, 1240 nt
Organism: Acanthoscelides obtectus
Lineage: Eukaryota; Metazoa; Arthropoda; Insecta; Coleoptera; Chrysomelidae
Source: the annotation of a GenBank genome assembly
AGUAAGCCAGCGUCUAAAGCUGGACAGUUUUAAUAGCAUGAAGUUCUAUUCUGUUAAGCUAGCAGCGUCCCCCUCCACUGAUUUUACUAUCCUGGCUUGUGUACCACCCUCGUCUGGCCGGCAAAGCUAGUGUUUUCCAACGGCAAGUGCGUAGUGUCGACCUGUUUUACUUUUUCAAGGAGAUAACCACGUGCUUCUGAAACAAUUAUUAACAUGCCAAAAUUAAGUGCCAAGAUUAAUAAGUUUGUACAAAUGUAUGGCGAGGAAGAAUGUCUGUGGAACGCCACUAUUCCAUCAUAUAAAGAUAAGUCUAUUUGUGAUUCAGCACUACAAAAAAUAAGUGGCAAAUUAUUAGAACUUGGCUUAGAAAUGUCUAUCAAAGACAUAAAAAUGAAGAUAAAAAAUUUACGAACAACUUACCGUCAGAAACUGUCCAAAAUUGAAAAAUCAACUAGGUCUGGAGCAGGUUCUAAGGACGAGUAUAAGUCAAAAUUAAAUUGGUUCGACGAAAUGCACAGUUUUAUUAAAUGUGUACCUAUGAAAAGGAAAACAACGGACAGCCAAGAAUCAGCAAUAGAUGAAGAGCAAGAUAACAACCAAAUGAGCCAAGCCAACAUUGAAAAUAGCAAAGAAAAUAAUAUUGACAUCAGCAAUGACAAUAGUGAUAACAGUGAAGACGUUGCAAAUUCUGAAAAUUUUUCACCACGGCCAUCUACAUCUGCGACAGGUAAUAUACCAUAACGCAACGAGUCUGCGACACCAACUGCAAAAACUAAUAGUGAAUCAAACUAUAAAAUGUCAGCUCAAACUCCAAAAAAGAGAAAAAUUGCGGAAGUGACAUCAUUGGUUAGGGAAAUAAAGUCGAUAAAGGAUGAUUUAAAUAGUACAUCUACGGAUGAGCAUUCUACACCACAACAAAAUGAGCAUGAUAUUUUUGGAACUUUUGAGAGUAGCCAACUGAAAAUGUUAUCUACUGCACGAGCUAUUAUGGCUCGGGACAAAAUCAAUGCUCUAUUAUCUCAGUUUCGCAUGGAAGAUCUGAACUGCGUAAACACCACAUUUACAUGCAAGACGCCUAGUAGUCAUUGCUCUUCAGAUUCACACACAACAAUUAAUACUGUACAAUUGGCACUUACAUCAGGAGAGUCGGUUUUGUCAAGAAUUACAGAAAAUGAAGAUAAUUAUCAACGACAAAAUCCAAUCGACGAGAUUAAUUUAGAUUUUUUACGCCAGGACAAUG